GAUCCACUGUCUGCUGGAGCCACAGGAGUGAUGCUGCCCCAGGUGCUGCCCCUGGCCUUGCUACUCCUGGCCACCUGCACUUUCGGUCAGUUUGCAGUCUUCUUACAGCGCCAUGUUGACCAGCCCAAAUCGCAGGUCCCGGGAGGGCCGACCCAAUACUGUAACGUGCUGAUGCAGCGCCGCGGACUAAUCACGGGGAACCGCUGCAAACCCCUCAACACCUUCAUCCAUGAGGACCCAGGAGCUCUGGUCACCCUGUGCCGCACCCCAGCCAGGCGCUGCCGCAACCCACGGAUGCGGAAUUGUCACCGCAGCUCCCAGCCUCUGAAAGUCACCGACUGCAAGGCUGUCCCUGGUACCCGGCCCCCCAACUGCCGCUACCGCUCCAUCUCCCGUUCCCGCAACAUCGUUGUGGCCUGUGUGCAGCAGAGGCCCGUCCAUUUUGAUGGGUAGAGGAAUCGCCUGCCCUCCACACAUCAAGAACCCCCAGACCCUUUCCCUACUGGAGACCCUGGAUCUUCCCUGACCCCCCCAACCCACACACCCAGGGGUCCCCCAUUCCCCCUGAAUUUCUGUGCAGCCCCUUCCAUUAUCCCCACUAUUCCCUGUAAGUUUUGCUUUUGAUGUAAUAAAUCUGUUUCCUGCCUGAGUGGCUUUG
Molecule: messenger RNA, 658 nt
Organism: Tachyglossus aculeatus (Australian echidna)
Lineage: Eukaryota; Metazoa; Chordata; Mammalia; Monotremata; Tachyglossidae
Product: ribonuclease 4-like
Exons: 2
Coding region: 31-453 (140 amino acids)
Molecular function (GO): nucleic acid binding
Source: RefSeq, a predicted model, not a curated record